AUCGUUUAGUAGACGCAUGUUGCCCCUGUGGGAUGGAUUGUCGUGCUGGCGGCGGUGAAGGGCGCUGUGCAGUGAGCGUGGCAGGUGUCAUGUGGCAGGGAUGGGGGCCGCCGCCCCCUGUGCUCUAACGUGCUGGCCCACAGUGUCCGGCGGAGGACCAGCCGCACCCGACGCGGCUCCGCAGUGAAUUGUGUUGUGUGACAUGGCCAUCGCCGUGGGAGGCGAAGAAAGUGCUGGUGAGGGCGGUGUGUGGGCGUCCGGGUCCCGCCCGCAUGAAGACUUGUGCACUAGAACUAGCUGGGCAGACGCCCGCACCGCCCUCGCCCAUAUUAACAAGGGGCGGGCGACAGGAAGCCGGGCGGCCCUGUGGGUGCGGACUAAGCUCCAGAUGCAGCUGCUUCAACUGGGCCUGUUCAGCCACAAACACGCCGGCAAGGUGCUCUUCGUGGCGCUGCUCGUCCUCGCCACCUUCUGCGUGGGUCUCAAGAGUGCUACUUUACUCACUGAUGUACAGAAACUUUGGGUGGAAGAAGGAGGACGACUGGAGGCGGAGCUGGAGUACGUGACGAGGAGCUUGGGCAAGGGCGCCGGCACCACGCAGCAGAUGGUUAUUCUCUCCGGCAGGGACCCCGGCGUGAGUGUGCUGCACCCCCGCGCCCUCCUCGCCCACGCCGCUGUGCUCCGGGCGGCGACACAGGUGAAGGUGGAACUGUUUGAUAGUUCGUGGGGCCUGAAGGACCUGUGUUUUGCUCCCAGUUUCCCAGUCUUCGAUAAUCACUUAAUAGAAAAGAUCUUCGAAAUGAUCACCCCCUGCACGAUUAUCACGCCCUUGGAUUGUUUCUGGGAGGGAUCUAAGCUGCUGGGGCCUGAGUAUCCUGUCACUGUGCCAGGCCUCGGGUCGGGCAUCAGGUGGACGAAUCUCAACCCACAGAAGAUCCUUGACAACAUGAAGGAGUUCGAAGGAUACAAGAGGUUUUUCCCCUUCUCCUCCUUCGACGACUUCAUGAAGCGGGCGGGCAUCACCACAGCCUACCAGGAGAAGCCUUGUCUGGACCCCACCGACCCGCUCUGCCCAGACACGGCGCCCAACAAACACUCCGGCCAGGCGCCAGACGUCGGGGCGGAGCUGACAGGCGGCUGCUACGGGUUCGCCAGCAAGUACAUGCACUGGCCGGAGGAGCUAAUAGUGGGCGCCCCUACAGCCAACAAGACGGGGCAUAUUGUGAGGGCCGAGGCAUUGCAGUCGCUGGUUCAACUGAUGGGCUCCAAGAAUCUAUACGAGUACUUUUUGGAUACUUAUCGCGUCCACCACAUCGAUUGGUCGCAGGAGAAGGCGGCGAUGAUCCUGGAGGCGUGGCAGGACAAGUUUACGGAGGAGGUUCUGAAGGAGACGGAGAGGCUGCACAACCUGACGCGACCCUACCAGAUGCUGCCCUUCACCUCAGCGGCCCUGGACCACCUCCUGCAGGACUUCUCUGAGGUGCCCGUGGUCAGGGUGGCGCUCGGAUAUGUCUUCAUGGUCGUGUAUGCUUGUGUGUCCCUGGCAAGACUCACAGACUCAGUGCGAUCAGCCGCGGGUCUUGGGCUGGCCGGGGUGCUGCUGGUGACCGCGUCCGUGGCUGCGGGGCUCGGCUUCUGUGCCCUCCUCGGCCUGCCCUUCAACGCUUCCACCACGCAGGUCCUCCCGUUCCUCGCCCUCGGCCUGGGAGUGGAUGACAUGUUCCUGCUCGCCCACACCUUCCUGCAGACAGCGGAUAACACGUGUAUUCCCUAUCAGGAGCGCGUGGGAGAGGUGGUGAAGCGCGCCGGGGUCUCCGUGGUUCUCACUUCAGUCUGCAACGCCUGCGCCUUCUUCGCGGGCGCCCUGGUACCCGUGCCCGCCCUGCGAGCCUUCUGCCUGCAGGCGGCGCUGCUGGUGCUGUUCAACCUGGUGGCGUCCCUCACCGUGUUCCCGGCCAUCAUGAGCCUCGACCUGCGCCGUCGCCACGCCCGUCGCGCCGACCUCUUCUGCUGUCUGCCCGGGGGCGCCAGGGACCAGGUAGUGCCCCUGCAGCAGCAGCAGCAGCAGCCCGCCUCGUGCGGGGCAGCGGAGGAGGGGCGUGGUGGUGCGCCGCGCCGGCAGCCCCGCCCCACGCCCAGCCUGCCUGACCGUACCAGGAAGGACACAGUGACGCGGGCGCUACCUCCUCCUGGGGGCGGCACCGUGACCCACGUGGUGCCACCCUCAACGCCCCGGGAGUGCUGGGGCGCGCCGCAGGACCCGCACUCCGCCACGCCCUCCCUGGAGUCGCUGUCCACCACCACAUCCACGCGGGACCUGGUGGACGGCGGCAGAAAGCGCUCCGGCAUGGCGCGGGCGUGGGCGUCGGCGGUGCGGCAGUGGUGUGACUGGAGCAUCAGCGGCGUGGCGGGCGCGGUGUAUGGCCCGGCGCUGACGCACGGGGCGGUGAAGGCGGCGGCCAUGGUGGGACUGAUGGCGUCGGUGGCGGCUGCGGCGUGGGGCGUGAGUCGCGUGGAGGACGGCCUCAACCUGACAGACGUGGUGCCCGCGGACACGCCGGAGUACGCCUUCUUCGCGGCGCAGCAGAAGUACUUCGGGUUCUACAACAUGUUCGCAGUGACGCAAGGCAACGUGGAGUACCCCAGCAAGCAGCGCCUCCUGCACGACUACUACGACGCCUUCAACAGGGUGACCCACAUCAUCAAGAACGACGACGGCGGCCUGCCCGAGUUUUGGCUCUCGCUCUUCAGGGACUGGCUCAUCGGUCUCCAGGCGGCGUUCGAUAGGGACUGGCGGGACGGGUGCAUCACGCAGGAGACGUGGCACAAAAACGCUUCUGAGGAGGGGGUACUGGGUUAUAAGCUUCUCGUGCAGACUGGACACGUCGAUAACCCCAUUGACACGUCGCUCGUCACUCAGAUUCGCCUGGUGGACUCUGAGGGCAUCAUCAACCCUAAGGCUUUCUACAACUAUCUCACGGCCUGGGUCAACACGGACGCCCUCGCCUACACCUCCUCCCAGGCUGACCUGCGCCCGGAGCCUCGCCAGUGGUCCCAUGAUAGAUACGACUAUGAAUUGAAGAUCCCGAAGAGCCCGCCGCUGGUGUACACGCAGCUGCCCUUCUACCUGCACCAGCUGAGCGACACGGCGUCCAUCACCGCUAUGAUACAGGAGGUGCGCGCCAUUUGCAGGAAGUUCGAGGAGAGAGGCCUUCCAAACUUCCCUACCGGCGUGCCCUUCACCUUCUGGGAGCAGUACAUCAAGCUCAGGUUCUAUCUGGUGCUGGCGCUGCUGGCGGUGCUGACGGCGGUGUUCCUGGUGCUGUCCGUGGUGCUGAUGAACCUGUGGGCUGCCGCUCUGGUGGUGUUGCUCCUCGCCGCCCUCGUGCUGCAGCUGUUUGGUCUCCUGGGCGUGCUGGGCGUGAAGCUGUCAGCCGUGCCCGCCGUGCUGCUCAUUGUCAGCGUGGGGGUGGGCGUGGAGUUUUGCGUGCACGUGACUGUGGGCUUCCUGACGGCGGUAGGCGGGCGGGACAGGCGCGUGGUGUUAGCUCUGCAGCACAUGGCGGCGCCGGUGCUGCACGGGGCCGCCUCCACGCUGCUGGCCUCCCUCAUGCUGCUCUUCUCUGAGUUCGACUUCAUCAGGAGGUACUUCUUCAGCGUGCUUCUGGCCCUGACGGUGCUGGGUAUCCUGGACGGCCUGGUCUUUCUGCCUGUCCUGCUGUCCCUGGUGGGUCCCCCUGCAGAAGUCGUACCAAGGAACCACCCGGACCGCCUUCCCACACCCUCUCCGCCGCCCACGCCGCAGCCCACGCACGCCCAUGCCCACAGCGGGUCGUCCAGGCGCAGCGGCAGUCGUGUUUCCUCCGGGAGAAGCUCAAGGAGGUCGUCGGGGGUCCGUGGGCGGCUCAGGGUCGUUAUACCCACGACUUCACGGGUCUAACUUGUCCUUAACGACCAUCACUGAGGAGCCGUCGUCCUCCACCAGGUCUUCCCAGUCCCUCAGGUCGUCCCAUGAGAUCGUGGUGGAGCCUCAGGUGGUGCGUGGAGACGACCACCUCCCCCGCCACGACCACUGGGGG
Messenger RNA from Scylla paramamosain (green mud crab), 4079 nucleotides. RefSeq names its product protein patched-like (gene ptc). Bases 203 to 3940 code for a protein of 1245 amino acids. Gene Ontology annotation, molecular function: smoothened binding; hedgehog receptor activity; hedgehog family protein binding. The record is from RefSeq and is a predicted model, not a curated record. Gene Ontology annotation, biological process: negative regulation of smoothened signaling pathway. The transcript is spliced from 17 exons. NCBI's taxonomy places the organism in Eukaryota, Metazoa, Arthropoda, Malacostraca, Decapoda, Portunidae. Gene Ontology annotation, cellular component: plasma membrane.